AUAGAUUCAGUCACACCUCCACACUCCAACAAGCGGAUGCGUUUUACUUGCCUUUUCUCGUACAUUCUGACUUCCCUGCUCGACUUAUUGAGCAAACUUUGCUAACGGGGCCACAAUAUUUCAUCUAUGUGUCGGCCGGAGUAUUUGCGAAUCGCAGCUGCGUUUUAAUGUACCCGCUUCGGCACAUUAUAAUUAACACCAAAGCCAUAUUUCGGAGCUUGAAGACGGUGUUUCUUCAGCACAUCGGGUGUCAAAGGCGCCAGCAACAUCCGCCCGUUAAAGAUUGAGGUGACUGACAAGGUGAUGAGGGGCCAUAAUGCGUAUCUGUGGUUUAACUGAAGAGAAGAGCUUGAGGCUGACCAUGCUGCUGCGAAGACCGAGCAUAAGCGAGACAAGCCAAGAUGGCCUAAAGCACUAGGAAGUGACGCCUAAUGUGAAGCCUGCCUGCUGGAGAGUGCUGACUGCACACCUACUGUAUGAGAAAUAUUUGAAGCAUAGGCCAGUUCAGUUGACUGGUUUGCCCCUACUGGAGAGCAUCUCUGAUUCAUGGAGCUUACACAAAGCAGAUCUAUAAAUCGUCUGCUUUGAAAACUGCCACCUAUUCUCAGAAAUAGCAGAGGGAUUAGCUUUUUUAUCCCACUAACUUCACGAGAAAAACUUAACUAUAGAAUUUCUUCCAAGAGCCAAGGACAUCCUGAGGAGUGAGAUCCAAUCAUGAAUGGCUUGACGGAGAUGUCGGUGAAGUGUGUUCUUGUCGGGGACAACGCAGUUGGCAAGACAGCCUUGCUGGUCCGCUUCACCUCAGAGACCUUCCCAGACUCUUACAGGCCCACAGUGUUUGACAGUACAGGUGUGGAAGUGUAUAUGGAUGGUGUCCAGAUCAGCCUGGGCCUCUGGGACACGGCAGGCAAUGACAACUUCAAGCAGAUCCGACCAAGAUCAUACCACCAAGCCGACGUUGUGCUCAUCUGCUAUUCUGUGGCUAACCCUAACUCUCUAGCUAGCAUCCAACGCAAGUGGAUCGCUGAGAUUCGAGAACACCUUCCCAAGGUACCAGUGCUGGUCGUUGCGACCCAGACUGACCUCAGGGAAGCGGGAGUGCAUCGAGGGACCUGCAUCACGCCGGCCGAAGGGAAACGCAUGGCUCGUGAAGUCCACGCUAAGGGUUACCUGGAGUGCUCCUCCUUAAGCAACCGCGGUGUGCAGCAGGUGUUUGAGUACGCAGUGCGGACUGUUUUUAAUCAGGCCAAGAAACAAGCCAGGAGACGCAUGUUCAGCUUAAACCAGUGCAAAGCCUUUUGACCUUUUACCUUCAUUUGGUUGCUACCUAUGGUUUCUUUCAGAUGACCUUUUAGUAUACAGUUCAAACUCAAUCAGCUGUAUAGAGGUGAAGGGUUCCUAAGUGGGAUUUCCCUGGUAUUUGUUUUUCACUAAGCCUCCCCAAAACUCCCCUGAACUCAAACAUGUUUGAAAGUGAGAAUACAUUUUUAGAAAAGUAAACCUAAUAAACCAGAAGGCAAGUGUACAGAAAUGGACGGUUUAUGUUUAUAUGAUGGGGAGACGAAGUUGUACAGUGUUCUCACAUGGCCGUACAGUUUGUUAAUGGGACAGAGGAUUCAUGUAAAAGACUUUCUUUACUUCAAGCACUGAAGCUGUACUCAGAGCGAAACAUAUUUAUGUGUCUGCUGGAGAUGCAUCAUGACAUUAACUUUAAAUUACUGCAAAUAAUACAUUAACUAACACAAAUGAAAUGAUACAACACAGUUUUUUUUACAGUUUAACCUUAACUUUUGUUAAGGUUACAUUAUUUUACACAUUGAUUUGUACAUUUGUCUUAAUCAAAGAUAAAAUCUACUUCCCUUUUUUUUGUCAUUGAUUAAAUGAACAUUGAUUUGGGCUUAUUUUGUCAUUUGGCUCAGAAAUGCAUGGUACUUGCUCUUAUUGAGCUCUUCAUGACAUCUUUGAUUAUAGUGAAAUUUUAUUGGAUGUGAUUUAGAAUUGAAAUGUUAAAUAAUGAUUUAACAAAUACCUGCGGGCUGUAUGUUUCUGUCAUAAAUACGUGUCGAACUCAGUCAAGGUGUAGAAAUAUUUGCAGUUCAGUUCAAAAUCUGCAUGGAAAAUAUGCAGAAAAAGCCUGAAGAUGUUAUGAACAGUUAUUGAUUGAUUGAUUCAUGGAUUUUAAUAUAAAAAAAUCUAAAAUAAAGGGAUUUGAUUGUA
This is a messenger RNA of Melanotaenia boesemani (Boeseman's rainbowfish), 2217 nucleotides long. It is a transcript of the gene rhoh, whose product is annotated as ras homolog family member H. The record is from RefSeq and is a predicted model, not a curated record. Gene Ontology annotation, molecular function: GTPase activity; GTP binding. The coding region runs from base 715 to 1302 and encodes 195 amino acids. NCBI's taxonomy places the organism in Eukaryota, Metazoa, Chordata, Actinopteri, Atheriniformes, Melanotaeniidae. Gene Ontology annotation, biological process: small GTPase-mediated signal transduction. The transcript is spliced from 2 exons.